Physella acuta is the source of this 4088-nucleotide messenger RNA. RefSeq lists its product as uncharacterized. The record is from RefSeq and is a predicted model, not a curated record. Lineage: Eukaryota; Metazoa; Mollusca; Gastropoda; Physidae.
AUUUUGGCAACAUGGCUUCCUACGAAGCAAAUAAAAGGAAUCCAUUCAAAUUCACAAUCAAUAAUUCACAAAAUGUAUGGCUGGUUAACUAACAAAAAUAUUUUGAAACCGUGAAGCACCUCUGAUGUCAGUGGAAUUCAUGUGUGGCUGAUUCUAGUAAUUCUGCUGAAAAUGAGUCAUGGAUUAGGUAGAGGGCGAGGUGCCCUUAAGUCUCGCCUGCCCCCCAUACAUAUGCUGGGGAAACAUACACCUGUGGAUGAGGAUGAACCCCCAGAUGUUCCAGUUCAGGCAUUUGGUUUUAUGGAGACUGAUGGGGAUCAGUCUUCUACAUUUGAAACAACAUUUGAUUCAGCUGAUGCAGAAGAUGCGAGUAAAUUUUUACGGAAAGUAUUUAAUAUACUUCAGCCUGGAUACCAUGCUUGUAAACGUAUCCCAGACAUGGAUGGUGGCUAUUUCAGCCAUUGCCCUAGGGGAGUUCCGCUUGGGAAACAAUAUUCAAAUUUAAGGAGGCUAAUGGAAGAGAGGGCACAAUUAGAAAUAUUAAAAGAUUGUUUGAUAAGGGUCAAAUCAGCUCAGACUUUUGUUGAAGAGUUGGAAAGUCUGAUCCAAAUGGAAUGUCGCACAGCUUACUCUCUAAGACAUGGCUGUACUCAAGAAACCCCAGUUACAAAGCUCUAUUGUUUAAAUGCAUUGUGUGAGGACCUGCGCCUCCAUGUGGCUCAUUGGAAUAGUAUCAAGCAAAGACUCAACACAAAUCACUGGUUACAGCCUAGAUUAGGACAGCUGUGUUUGCAGCUUCAACAGAUUAUGCAGGUUCUUACAACUACUGUACUAAAAGCUGUCUGUAAUUUGGAUCAACUUAUACAUAUAGGUUUUGAGGUGUUUGCCCAUGGUAAUAUGGAGACUCUGACUCCAGAGAUCAUGUGGAACAUCACUAGGGGACUAGAAGAUUUCAACAUCAUAAUCAAUGGUCUUAAGCUUCAUUUUCAAGUGGAUAAAUCCCUGACUUUUGGUAACCAUUUGUUUUCAGCUCAAAUCAAAACAAACACAUCUGUUGUGAACUCUGCUUUAACAAAGCCUCUUAGGACUAUUCCCUUUACUAAAGUAUUGAAUAUUCUUGCUAAUGAGAGAUCAAAAUAUGCUGCCAGGCUAACUCAUGAGUUCUUUACUCAAAAUGAGCAUUUUCUUCGUAUUCUUCAUGCGGGAAAUUUACCAGCGUUUGAAUGGGAUGAUUAUGUACCUUAUCAAAAUCAGCCCCAUUCUAUGAUGAUGCGUAGUGAUACAUCGGACUACCACACAUUUACAGGAAGCAGUACCAGUCUCAAUGCAACAUUUCUACAAGUUGGAACACUGCGAGCGCCAGACCUAUCAAACCUUGUGUCGCCACUGAUACACUUCUCCCAGAAGGAGCAAGAGUUUGCUGAGAAUUUUUUACUUAUUGUUUGCAAUUCAACUUCCUUGCUAAGGAAGAAUGAGCCCCACAAACCCCACAGAGCUCGUCAUGCAAAUAAACAGGUAGAAAUGAAAUCCCCGUUGAGUCCUGUUGUUGGAAGGCCACCAAGGGUGCAGUUUCAAAAUGACACCCCUGUUGUAAACCGGACAGAUUCACAGAGAAAAACUGUUUCAUGGGGAGAUAAUGCAGAUAACACUAUACGAAGUGCAGUAGUCACCCAUUACAUGGAUUCUAUGUGGACUCACCUUGGGAGAAACCUUGACCUGUUUCUUGAUGAACCAACUUGGAGGGGACGUAAUUGCCUUCUGUAUUCUGAAAUAGGGUCGCUGCUUCUCUACAAUGACACAAUAAAUGCUAUACUGCGGAAUAUGAUAGAACUUCUUUGUUUCAAAGAUAUAUUUCCUCCUACCUCUGUUCAACCCUUGCUGGGGGUUGUUUUUAGACUACAUGCUCUGUCUUCUUUUGGGGCCUGGGAUGAAAUGAUGAAUGCAUGUCUGGCCUCAGAAAUGACAGAUAAAUGUCAGCCAUGUUUGAUAAAUGGUGACCUUUAUUGUACACGCACUGGCAAGUUUUUGAGAGAUAUGUACAAGCCCCUAAUGAGCAUUUUAAAAGAGAUAAAUCAGUGCUUCCCAAAAAAUCGAGAUUCUGAAAAUGUCAUUCAGCAUGCUGAUAUUGAUCUUGGUGUGUGUGCUGGUGUGACUUGGCGCAUACUGACAACCUGCAAAUUGGCCAUGUCUUGGUGUAGUUCUAAAGUACAGCAGCUGCUGUCUUCUUGGAAUGUUAAUCAGUUUCUUUUGCUUACACACUGUGAUCUUAAGAUGCUUGUAGAUUCGACAAAAAGUGUGUCCUACUUGCUGCAAAGUUUAAACCUAACAGAAGAACAUGGUGUGAUCAAAGUUUCUGAUAUUUUGUCUCAGUGCCAACUUGGUGUUCUGAAUCAGCAAAUUGAUGUUGUUAAUGGCCAGAUACAGACACUCAGUGGCACUGCCAUGAAAAUAUUUCUAGACAAAUACAAUGAACAUGCAUCAAGAUUCUUUCAAGAAAACAUACUGCCUGCGCGCAUGUGGAAACGAAAACUGUUACCUGAGGAAAUAGCUGAACCAAGCCGCUAUGCUGUGGAUGGUGUUGAACUUUUGCUAGCUUCAGUUGUACAUGGAAUGUCAAAUCUUUCAACAACGUCACAAAUUGGAGUCAUAUCACUGGUUACCGUUGCUUUUUGCAAUGCCUGGAUUAGCUUAAUUUUAAAGGAGAAAAUAAGAUUUAGUUUAUGGGGUGCUGUUCAGCUAGGCAUAGACUUUGACUAUGUGAAAUCUCAACUUAGCCAGCUGUUAACAAAUGAAGAAGUGAGACAAAGUAUAACAGAACUAGCUAUAUUUCAUCAGAUGCAAGGUAUUGUUGUGCUUCUUAAACGACAACCAAGCCAAAAACAAUCUAGUAACAGAUUAAUGGAUAAUAUCAUGUGUGAUUCAGCUUCCUCAGCCCUCUCUCCAGAGCCAGUGUCUGACUCUAAAACUUUCUCCACUACCCAGUCCAGUCUAUCAGCUGUAGGCAAUGGGACUCACAAAACUUCAAAGUCUAGCCAUCUCUCAGCUCAGGAAGAAGAGAGCGCUGCAUGCUCUGUGCCCAACAUGCAAGAAUGGCUGGCUCUGAGAGCUAUCGGGGGCUCUAAACCAUGGAAGUUUCCUGCUUGUUUUUCCAGAAGUUCUAGUGAUGAUUAAACAUCAAUCUGCUUUUUUUACAUUUUUAUCUGUACCUGUUGUUUUAUUAACCAAAAUUGUUUCAUUUGAGCCUUGAAAUACUGUAUUGCUUUGUUAAGAUUCACUUGUAAAUUUUAAGUAUUAAUUAAUAAGCUAAUUGUAUACAUAUUGGUGACUGUAAUUAACAGCAUGUUAAAGAGGUAUUUUUCUAACAAUUGAAAAGAUAUUGGUGGUUGUUUAAAAACUGGCCAUCAUGAUAUUUAGUAUUUGUUUAAAAUAUUUGUAUUUAAAUAAUUUAGUACGACAACUCUCUGUUAGGUAAACGUUCAGUAAAUUAUUACCUCAGCAGACGUACAAUCUAUUACUGUAGAACAUUGUACCUCAAAAUUUCGUUUCAAGCAAAUAAGGGGGAGGAGGAGAUCAAUUGGUCUACAUUAUGGGUUUCACUUCAAUUUUUUUCAAAAGAUUUUUUAAUUUUUUACUGAUCAUUCAGAUAGUUAUAAAAUAAUUCUUUGACUCAUUUUAUUACUUAAGAGAUAAUGUGAAACCUUUAUUUUCUCACUGUUAAUUUAUGUGGCACCAGUAAUUUAGUUUCUCAAAUGUGAAACUCCUCUUAGACAAAUGAAUAUGUUUCUCCUUGACAUAGUGGUGUAGUAUUUAUGACCAUCACUGGGACGUUCAUUACAUUCAACAUUGUGACCAUUUAUAUGUGCCCAAAAAACAUACUGUUGUAUAUUUCUGGGUGGAAAAUCCUCUCUUACUACACAACCUUGUUUCUUUCCUAAUUUAGACAUGAGCUCUUCACCUCUAACUGCCCUUUGUUGCAAAUGUCAUCAUAAAAGUUACAUCUCAUUAUUUAGUAUAGAUAACUUUUUAAGAUUUGCUGGGAAGAGUUAUCUUUAUGAUGGUCUUCCACAUUUAUGCUGAGUCGUACAAUU